Messenger RNA from Macadamia integrifolia, 933 nucleotides. RefSeq names its product G-type lectin S-receptor-like serine/threonine-protein kinase At2g19130. NCBI's taxonomy places the organism in Eukaryota, Viridiplantae, Streptophyta, Magnoliopsida, Proteales, Proteaceae. Gene Ontology annotation, biological process: protein phosphorylation. Gene Ontology annotation, molecular function: ATP binding; protein kinase activity. The record is from RefSeq and is a predicted model, not a curated record. Bases 1 to 933 code for a protein of 310 amino acids. The transcript is spliced from 2 exons.
AUGCCCGAUAUGAGAUUGCCUGUAAAUCCACAUUCUUUGGAGAUUGAGAGUGCCCAAGCAUGUGAAUUGGCUUGCCUGAAUAACUGUUCUUGCAUGGCUUAUGCAUAUGAUGGUGGGUGUUCAGUAUGGGAAGGAGAUCUCUUGACUCUGCAACAAUUCUCACAAAGUGAUAGUGGUGGAGGAAAUCUAUUUCUCAAACUUUCUGCUUCCGAGCUUUCAAGUUCUGGAAGUAAGAAGGGGUCACUUAUAGAUGCUACUGUUGGUGUUAUUUUAGGGGUUGUACUGCUCUUGGGAUCUGUUAUAUCGCUAUUCUGGUGGUGGUGGAGAAGGAACGUAUUUGGACCUUUAAAUCAAACUGGUGGUUUUUUUGUUCAGUUUUCAUAUAGAAACUUACAAAUUGCAACCAAGAACUUCUCCACACAGAUAGGAAGUGGAGGAUUUGGUUGUGUCUUUAUAGGGACAUUGCCUGAUUCGACUGUUGUAGCUGUGAAGAAACUUUUUGAAGGCCUCAAUCGAGGAGAAAAGCAGUUCCGAUCUGAAGUAAGCACGAUUGGGAUGAUUCAGCACAUUAACCUCAUUCGCCUACAUGGAAAAGACUUGGAGAUUUCAGAUUGGAAAACAAGAUACCAAAUCGCUUGUGGAACAGCAAGAGGACUAACUUAUCUACAUCAGAAAUGCAGAGACUGCAUCAUACAUUUUGACAUCAAACCUGAGAAUUUAGACCCAGAAUUCUGUCCCAAGGUGGCAGACUUUGGCAUGGCAAAGCUUGUUGGCAGGGAAUUUAGUCGGGUGUUAACAAUCAUGAGAGGUACAAUUGGAUACCUUGCACCCGAAUGGAUUUCAGGUGCAGCAAUCACAGCCAAAGCUGAUGUUUACAGCUAUGGUAUGAUGCUGUUCGAGCUUAUAUCGGGGAGGAGAAACUCUGAUCUGUAG